This is a messenger RNA of Puntigrus tetrazona (Sumatra barb), 4710 nucleotides long. RefSeq names its product multiple EGF-like-domains 10 (gene megf10). Gene Ontology annotation, molecular function: Notch binding; scavenger receptor activity. The record is from RefSeq and is a predicted model, not a curated record. Lineage: Eukaryota; Metazoa; Chordata; Actinopteri; Cypriniformes; Cyprinidae. Gene Ontology annotation, biological process: apoptotic cell clearance. The transcript is spliced from 24 exons. The coding region runs from base 173 to 3667 and encodes 1164 amino acids. Gene Ontology annotation, cellular component: membrane.
UCGGCUCGCGUGCGGCGCGUCUCUGCUCGAGACGCUCCUAUUGGCUGCGGCGCUCUGACGUCACGCGGCCGGCGCGUUCCCGUCGCGUCGCGUCCCUCGCGCAGCGCGUCAGUUCGCGCGGAGUCUUCAGGAGAGACGCUCGUCGCGGAGCAGAGCACAGGUGUUUCCUGUAAUGAUGUCACCCUGGACUGCUCUGCUAUUGGCCGUCUGGUGCUGUUCGAUCGCUCUGACAUCACCGCUGAACCUGGACGACCCCAAUGUGUGCAGUCACUGGGAGAGUUACUCGGUGACCGUGCAGGAGUCGUAUGCUCACCCGUUCGAUCAGGUCUACUACACCAGCUGCACAGAUAUCCUCAACUGGUUCAAAUGCACUCAGCACAGGGUGAGCUACAGAACGGCUUACCGGAGAGGAGAGAAGACCAUGCACCGACGCAAGUCUCAGUGCUGCCCCGGAUUCUACCAGAACAGAGACAGAUGUGUUCCCCACUGCGCUGAGAAGUGUGUUCACGGCCGGUGUGUGGCCCCUAGCACCUGUCAGUGUGAGCCGGGCUGGGGAGGGCCCGACUGCUCCAGCGCCUGUGACGGGGAUCACUGGGGGCCUCACUGCAGCAGCCGCUGUCAGUGUCAGAACGGGGCCCUGUGUAACCCCAUCACCGGGGCCUGUCUCUGUGCGGAUGGGUACCGCGGCUGGCGCUGCGAGGACCUCUGCGAGCGCUCCAGCUACGGUCAGGGCUGCCAGCAGAGGUGCCUGUGCCAGAACAACGCCACGUGCCACCACGUCACCGGAGAGUGUGUGUGCAGCCCGGGGUACACCGGAGCCUUCUGUGAGGAGCUGUGUCCUCCGGGGAAACACGGCUGGCAGUGUGAGGAGCACUGUCCCUGUCAGAACGGAGGUGUGUGUCAUCACGUGACCGGAGAGUGCUCCUGCCCCGCCGGCUGGACGGGAACGGUGUGUGGGCAGCAGUGUCCGGCGGGACGCUUCGGGAAGAACUGCUCUCAGGAGUGUCAGUGUAACAACGGAGGAAGCUGUUCUCCGUCCACCGGACAGUGUGUGUGUAGCGCAGGAUACACCGGAGAGAGGUGCCAGGAUCAGUGUCCGCCCGGCUGGUACGGUGUGGGCUGCAGACAGGUCUGUAGCUGUGUGAACGGGGCUCGGUGUUAUCACGUGAGCGGAGAGUGUCUGUGUGAGCCGGGAUACACCGGACAGAGCUGCGAGGAGCGAGUGUGUCCCGAGGGUCUGUACGGCCUCCGGUGUGACCGCAGCUGCCCGUGCCACGCCAACAACACACACAGCUGUCACCCCAUGUCCGGCGAGUGUCUCUGUGUCCCGGGCUGGUCCGGCUUGUACUGUAACGAGACGUGUGCUCCUGGUUUUUACGGAGAGGCCUGUCAGCAGAUCUGUCUCUGUCAGAACGGAGCCGACUGCCACAGCGUGAGCGGAGAGUGUGUGUGUGCGCCCGGAUUCAAGGGCUCAGACUGCUCGUCUCCCUGUCCGUCUGGUACACACGGGAUCAACUGCAGCUCGGUGUGCUCCUGUAAGAACGCUGCUUCCUGUUCACCCAUCGACGGAUCCUGCUCCUGUCAAGCAGGCUGGCACGGAGUGGACUGCUCCGUCAGCUGCCCCGGCGGCUGGUGGGGUCUGGGCUGUAACCUGACGUGUGUUUGUGGGAACGGAGGAGCCUGCAGCGCUCUGGACGGGUCGUGCUCCUGUACCCCGGGCUGGAGAGGAGAGCGCUGCGAUCAGCACUGCCAGGACGGGACGUACGGACUGGAGUGUCGCGAGCGCUGUGACUGCAGUCAUGCGGACGGAUGUCAUCCCUCGACCGGACACUGCCGCUGUCUCGCCGGAUGGACAGGCAUCCACUGUGACAGCGUGUGCGCUGAGGGCCGCUGGGGGCCCAACUGCUCUCUGUCGUGUAACUGUAAGAACGGGGCGUCGUGUUCUCCAGACGAGGGAGCGUGUGAGUGUGCUCCUGGAUUCAGAGGAACCACCUGCCAGCGCAUCUGUUCUCCGGGUUUCUUUGGGCACCGCUGUAGCCAGGCCUGUCCGCACUGCGCCCACAGCAACGGCCCCUGUCACCACAUGAGCGGUCAGUGUGACUGUCUGCCCGGGUUCAAAGGGGCGCUCUGCAACGAAGUGUGUCCCAGUGACAGGUUUGGUAAGAACUGCGCGUGGAGCUGCACCUGCACUAAUAACGGCACGUGUAACCCCAUCGACGGCUCGUGUCAGUGUUACCCCGGCUGGAUCGGCAGCGACUGCUCACAGCUGUGUCCCCCGGGUCAGUGGGGUCCUAACUGCAUCCACACCUGUAACUGUCACAACGGGGCGUUCUGCAGCGCGUACGACGGCGAGUGCAAGUGUACGGCCGGCUGGACGGGGCUGUACUGCACACAGCGCUGUCCGCUGGGCUUCUACGGCAAGGACUGCGUUCAGGUGUGUCAGUGUGAGAACGGCGCGGACUGCAAUCACAUCUCGGGUCAGUGCACGUGCCGGACGGGCUUCAUGGGACGUCUCUGUGAGCAGAAAUGUCCCGCAGGUACGUACGGAUACGGCUGCCGGCAGGUGUGUGACUGCCUCAAUAACUCCACCUGUGAUCACAUGACGGGCACCUGCUACUGUAACCCCGGCUGGAAAGGCACGCGCUGUGACCAGGCCGGUGUGAUCAUCGUAGGGAAUCUCAACAGCUUGACGAGCGCCGCGGUGCCGGUGGACUCGUAUCAGAUCGGUGCGAUCGCGGGAAUAAUUGUGCUGGUGCUCCUGGUGCUCAUCCUCCUCCUCCUCUUCAUCAUCUACCGCAAGAAACAGAAAGGCAAAGAGUCCACGAUGCCUGCGGUCACCUACACACCGACCAUGAGGGCCAACCCCGACUACGCCAUCGCAGAGGCGCUCCCUCAGACCGACGUCCUUCCUAACAGUAACUACUUCUCUAACCCCAGCUAUCACACGCUGACCCAGUGCAGCCCGCCUCACGCCAACAACCUGCCCUAUGGAAAGCCGAAGAACAAUCAGUUGUUUGUGAACCUGAAGAACACUGAGCCGAGGAAACGUCUCUCCCUGCUGGAUCACACAGGAACUCUCCCGGCCGACUGGAAACAAGGAGGAUCCUUCAACGAGCUCGGUGUGACGUCCAGCAUCACCACAAACACUCCAUCGUUAGACGGGAUCGUGUUCAGUAGCCCUACGUUUACAAAGAAGUACAGAAAGGACUGCGUUACUUUAACUUCUUCUGUCUUGAUUCUCUCGUUAGGAGCCUAUGGAGUUGACAGGCGUUACAUGGGAAAGUCCCUGCGAGAUCUGGUGAAGAGCGUGCCCUAUCACGCCAGCUCCUGCUCCCUCAACAGCUCAGAGAACCCGUACGCCACCAUCAAAGACCCUCCUCUGCUGCUCACCAAGAGCUCGGAGUGCGGCUACGUGGAGAUGAAGUCUCCUGCUCACAGAGACGCUCCAUACGCCGAGAUACACACCUCCAGCCCUGUCAACAGAAACGUCUAUGAAGUUGAGCCAACCGUCUCUUCUGUCCUCACGCUCUCUAACAACCACUGCAGCGGGCCGUUUUGUCAAGAUCCGUACGACCUACCAAAGAACAGCCACAUCCCGUGUCACUACGACCUGCUUCCCACGAGAGACAGCAGCCCGUCCAGCCUCGAGGACACGGACAGGAAAUAAACCCUUCCUCAUUAAACGUCUUCAUCACUACAGGCUUCAGCAGGUGUUUCGGUGGAGGAGCAAACAUUCGUAAUCUUCACGAACGAAUCAUUCCAUUCAUUAAGAACAACGUUGCGCACAGAUUCAGGACAAUCCUUAAAGAGACAGUUCACCCCAAAAUGAAAAUUAGCCCAUGAUUUAUUCCCCCUCAAGGCAUCCUGGGUGUAUAUCACGGAGGGUGAGUAAAUCAUGGACUAACUCUCUUUUUUUGGGUGAACCGUCCUAAUUGUUCUGAUUAAAUAUGUCAGAUCAUUCCCAGUGACAGUUUCCCGUUUUUUAUAAUAUUUAGGAUAUUAGCACUGUUUAUUGAGACUGGACUACCAGCUCUGUGUUUAUUAAUUUUUUUUUUUUUGUCCAAAAGCAUUUCAGGUUUACCAAAGGAUGACAUGCCCUGAUGAAACCACAGUGUGUGUCGUAUUAAUAUUGACAGCCUCCAGUAACUACACUUCACAGUCACAAGUGUUACCUUUAGCAUUAUUCCUGUCUUUUGAUUAUAGUCCUAUAAAACACAGUCACUCAAAUGAAGGGCAGAUACUUCGGUUUGUAGUUCUUUAUCGUUUUUAGUAAGCUAAAGCUGGACUUUUGCAAAGAAAGACAAAUCUUUAAGACGAUGUGAUGGGGUCGGUUUGAUACGAACGCAUCUUUGGAGUAUUUAGGACAGGAGUCUUAAAGCGCUCUGAGCCUGGACUUUAUUUGUAUAAAACUGUACAUAUUACCAGUUCUUUAACGAAUUGCAUUUAUUUCCUUUAAAAGUGUAACAUACUCGUGAAGUCCUCUGUAACUCGACCAAUACUGUGUAAAGCAGGACAAGACUGCCUUUACUGACCGGACCUCACUAUACUGGUUUCCUUUUUUACUGUACUAAAUAUGCCACACAAAGAAAUGAUUAAUAUUACUGAUUCCAAAAACAACCGAGUGUGUAUGAGUGUGUGCUGUAUGUUUCUUAAAACUGUAUCUUUGUUUUGCUUUUUUCCAGAUUUUUUUAAUAAAUGCACAAAGUGUAA